AUGUGCCUCAUCUGUUGCGUCAGUCUGGUCUCUCACUGCAGCCACUGCCCCCAGGAGAGCCCCAGGCCCACUUCAACCAGCAUCACGUACGUACGCGUGACGUGACGCGCCUCUCCUCAGCCUACCGGCUUGCCUCGCACUUCCUGGCCCAGGCCUUCUCUGAUGCCGAGAUCGGAACAGCCACAGAAACCCACUGGUCACAGCCGCGGCCCAGUCGAUGA
This is a messenger RNA of Rangifer tarandus platyrhynchus (Svalbard reindeer), 221 nucleotides long. NCBI's taxonomy places the organism in Eukaryota, Metazoa, Chordata, Mammalia, Artiodactyla, Cervidae. The record is from the annotation of a GenBank genome assembly.